AUGGCCGCCAGUAUAACACACACAUGAUUGUGACAGCGGAUGGAACAGACAAUUUUGAACUACAUCGGUGUAGCUCGGACCUGGUCAGCACACCAUUGUGACGAUACUAAAGAUAUGGAUAGAUUUGCAGAACUCUCAGGAAGAUGACAUCAAACUUGGAAGAGGCCAUUCAGACGGCUGAGGCCAUUUUACAUCAUGCGGAACACAAGCCUACAAAGCCCAGGACUAUAGGAAACAGCAAAUGGAAGUCAUUGCAUCACAGACUUCAUGAGUUGUACUCAGAAGAAUGCGGUAAACCUCCUAGCAAUAAGCAUCUCAAGACAGGGGUUCAUCUUUUGGACAAGUUAGCCAAGAGAGAAAAACUAACAUGUCUUAUAGUGAGUCUUGGUAGUCAGGGCUACUCCUUGAUGCUGCGUGGAGAAAAUGGUGCAGAAACAGAAACAAUGAGACUUCCUUAUGAGGAAUCAGAGCUUUUAGAAUAUCUGGAUGCAGAAGAGCUUCCACCAGUUCUGGUAGAUCUGUUGGAGAAAUCCCAAUCCAAUAUCUUCUACAACGGCUGCGUCAUAACUGAAGUGCGUGAUUACAGGCAAUCUGGUAACGGACAUAACUACACCACACGCUAUGUGCUGCUCAGACCAACCGCACAGACUCUCCUGUGUGACAUAAAUUCUAUUUCAAAUGAUGGCAACAGGUUUACAAAUGAUGAGAAACUUCAUCUUGAGAGCCAGUUACUCCUGGCAACCCAAGAGCCUCUAUGCCUUGAUCCAUCACCAGCUGUAACAUGUCUAGAGAAUAAGAUACAUCAGGACAGACAUAGAUUGAAUGGGAGAGCGCUCAAAAGAUGUAUGAAGCGGCAUUCCCACAUCAUGAGGGCUCGGCGAGCUGCUCUGAAGACUCUAGCUCCUCCUAAGGAACUUGGCUUACAAGACUUCCUCUGUAAAAGGAAAGACAGGACGCCUGCGGUGCCUGUCAACUUAAAACUCGGCAAAACGUGUGUUGAUAUGUGGAAGCAGAGAGAGACUGACUAUCCUCCUGCAGAUAUCAGCUUGGUUGAACAGCUUUCAAGUUGCCAAGAAAGACCAAGGCCAAGUAGCAACUCAUUGGUGGCAACUGUGGAGGAGAUUCUAGAAACUGAUAGGGGGAAUGGUAAGGUGCAUUAUGCUCGGGUGUCUAUCUACCAGCAUCAGCUGGAUCAGAGCUAUGUAGGAGAACUUUAUUAUGAUAGAGACUACAACGUACAUGAAGGCAAGAGACCGGGUGUCACGUGCAGGUUCCCACUUGGCUCUUUCAAGAACGCUGAAAUGUAUUUGCACCAAUUUCGAGAUCUCUUCACUGAAGAAGGUCGAAGGCAGGUGAAGAUCACUAGGAUUGUACCCGGACAAAAUGCCUACAGUAACAAUGCUGCAGCUUCAACAGCAGCAGCGACAGCCUCCCAUGGUUCAGCAGGUGCUGCUGCGGGUAACAGCAACACCUCCGUACAGACCUCACUGCAGCAGAAUAAUAGUAAUAAUCAAGUUGGACAAGUUGCUGCACAGGUUGCUGCGCAUGUUGCUGCACAGACUCCUAGCCAGGCUGCUGGUAUUGUUAUCAAGGCAGAGCCAGGGCUGUCGGAUAGCUCAGCACUCAGACUGUCUUUGUUAAAUAACUCAGGAGGCCUUUCCAGUCCUGCAACUUCAUUAUCAGCCCAUUUGUUUCAAGGUAACACCAUUACCCUGGGUGCAGCUCCACAGCAGUCCACUCAACCAUCUGUGCCUAUCCUUAGUCCACCAAUCACUGCUGGACGACACAAAGGCAGACAACCACCUGCAUAUCUAAAUCUAUCAAGAGCAAGUAGUGCCCCUCCAGAUUCUGGUUUAAUGAUGACUUCACCCCAAGGAACCCCAACAUCUCUUCCUGUUUCUUCGCCAUUAUCUGGUUCAAUGGCUCCACCUCCUACACCACCACCUCCGUCAUCCACUCCAUCCUUCAUCCCCGCCCCGCCCUCUCCAAGUGUACACCCCAACCCGGGGCGUGUCAUCACCCCAACCCUGGAGGGUGUGGCCGGGAGGGUGGCCACACCUACUGGGAUUGCAAGCGGCCAAAUGCCACACAGUGUAGCUGUAACCAUAACUAUGGCCGGUGGUGGUAGUAUUGCAGUGCCUGUAUCGAUGGGUUUGGUUGGACAUUCUCGAACAGGUAUUGUUCAGACAGGGGGCAACCUCAUUAGUUCUCCCAUUAGCGUGAUGACGAGUCUGCCAGCUGGGUUUCCAACGGACUUGAACUCAAUAACCACAACGACCUCGACCACACCUCCAAGUACAACCACAGCUUCAACACCCACCUCUUCCCCUACACAGGGUAACAUUAUAUCCACACCUGCCGGGCUCCUGACGGGUCCCAUCAACAUCAUCAACGCAGCCCACGGAGGGUUGUUGAGUACCGGGGCGGUCAGCUUAUCUGGUGGGGCACAACUCGCUGCUGCUACAGGAAUUACAUCAGCACGGCUCUCACAGCUUGCCUUGAAGGGACACGGUGGAAUCAGAGCACAAGGGCCACUCUCGUUACUUCCGCAGGGGCAGCAGACUAUUCUUUACAAUGCCACUCUGCAGCAACGAAUACAGCAGCAACUACAGCAGCAGUACCAGCAACACCUUCAGCAACAGCAGCAGUCAACAUCAGCAGCAGCCCAAGCCCAACGGCAAGGCCUAGCAGGCACCAGUGGUGGGCAGCAAACAAGUAGCAAUGUGGUAGGCAAGAACACCAUUAGUGCAACCCUUGGGUCAUCACAAACGGCUGCUGUCCUGUCACAACUCACAGCCAUUCAGGCUAGCCAACUGACCCCUGCCCACCAACAAGCUCUCCAUGCACAGCAGCUACAAGCCCAGCUUGCCUACCAGAAACAGCAGCAGCUGCAGCUAAAACAACAGCAGCAGCAAGCACUCCAACAACACGCUAGCAGCAAGGGAAAGAGCAAAAAGCGUACCACACCAACUCCACCAAAGUAACGAUGUAGUCAUCAUGUACUACCGUUAGGGACAAACUGCAUCCUUGAAACUUUUCCUGUGACUUUAAAUGAUUGUGCUGUUUCAUCAAACAUUUGGUACUGAAUUUGGAUAAUUCUAUUUUCCUAAUAAAAAAAAAGGUGAAUUAAAAUAAGACAUUCACGGACAAUAUUUGGUGGCAUUAUUUGACCAACUGUUCAUGCGGUGUCACCAAUUUGUGUUGAAAAUUUCAGCAAUCAAAUCCCCCCAUACCAGCUGGGUUUGUAUAACUACUCAAUGCUAUAUUGAAGAUGAAUCUUAGUUUUUAUUUAUUGACGCCUUGCAUGCAUGUUGAACACAGCAACGAUACCACGCUCGCCAUUUUUUGGCAGUCAACAGGUAGGUGUGUUAAUGCCACAUUGCCGAUAGGCUAUGCGCACUACACUUUAAUAUGUACACAUAUGACAUUUACUCCUAAAAUGGCGCAACCAAGAUUAUUGUGUAGAUGACAUCAAUUGAACAGGGUCAAAUAUUGCGGUCAAGUCAACGAUCAAAGGGGGAAUACAUUCCCUUCAAUAUUUGUUAUUGAAAGUUUGUGCAGCAUUUAUUGUUAUAAUCAAUCAACUCAUUUUCAGGGCCAUGCAAGAAGUCGGUCAAAUGCCUACUUCGGACCUGUAUCUACUUAAAACAAAACCUAUACAUUGUGUCUUUUAAAAUCUAAAGAUAGUGAACAACAAUUACCAAGUUCCACACAAAUGGAGUAGAUUUUACUUCAUCAAUGCCAAAACGAAUCAAGACAAAGUUGCAACCCUACCCUGAAAAUCCCACGACCAAAUUGUCAAAUUAGAACUGUAAAUAUUUAUAAUCAAAAAGUAAGUUAAUACCACAGAAAGAAGACCAACGAAUCUUUGUUCCUUUUUAGCAAGAGGUUCUUGAUACACAAAAGGUGCAAUUGGCCCACAAAAGAACCUUAAAAUUUUUUACAUUGUGAAGACAGAAACGAGGUAGACGAUAUGCAAUGUGCAUUAAGUACCUUUUUUACGUGUAGCAUAUUUUAUUUUUUUCUUCUAGAGAACAUUGUUAUUCUAGUAGUAUUUUUCUUAGAACUAAUAUGCACUAUUAUAUACGUCAAUGUGUUUAUUAUUGUAGAUGCAGAUUGAAUUUAUUAAUAAUCAUGACACUCAGUGAAAUAUGUUGUAAUAAGGACAAACAUUUUAUAGCAAUUUUUAACAUUUGUUUAAAAAAAAAACAGACGUAGAUUCAAGAAAGAAUCAAUAAUGAAAGUGUUAGUACACAGUGUCUUUGUUGGAUGAAAUCAGUGGACUUUAAGAGCUUUGUUACAAAUUGAGGGGCUUAGAACAGUUUAAGAAGUCUGGGAUGUUCGUAUAAAGCCAUGUAUUUAAGGUGUGCUUUUCAAAAAUACUGAUGGAGCCGAAACAAGGGUCAAAGCUGUUAUGAAAAGGUCAAUUUCACUGAAAUACCGCCUUGUUUCACUGGCUGAUCGGGGCCCAAUGUCAUGGCUCUGCUUACCGCUGAAGUCUGUGCUUGCAAUCAGCAUUUUGCUUGCACGGCAAACACUGAAUUUUGAUUUUCUGCAGUAGCUGUUCAGGCAAAGAAUGCCUAGCACGUGAAGUGCGCAGCCAAAAUUCCCUGCUAAUCCUAGAAAUACGCUUGACGUAAGCGCAUAAUUCCCUGCUCUGCAAGCGCCGAUUCUUUGCUCAUGGUAAGCAGAGCCAUGACAUUGGGCCCUGGUUACUUCAAAAAGGAUUUCGGAUAGUUUCUUUAUGUUAACACAAAGUUUUGAGAGCACUGGUUUUUCGUAGUCUAGAUUUCAAUUAACAUGACGUUUUGUUUGGGAAUUUUGAUGCAUUUUCAAGCAAGUGUAAGUUGAACUUCCUAGCUAUCAAUGGCUCAGGUCUAGAGAUAACCUCUUUCUGCUUGCACGCAAAACUUCUCAUUGAAAUCUAUACUUGAAAAGUCGUUUAUUGUUUGUUAUAGUGAUAACAAUAAGGCUCUCUCACAACUAUUCUCUUGUGUAGAAUUUGAAACUUUGCAUAGUGGAAGUGUUGGUUGUGAAAAGAACCCGUUCUAAACAGAACCUGUGGCUAACGACCGUGGUUUCAAUCAGUACGCUCCUGAAAACAAUCAGAGCAUACUGAUCGAAACAUUGAGUCAACCAUCGGUUCUGUUUCAGUACAAACACCACUCAAAGAGAUAUACUCAUAAUGGUAUUAUCGCAAACCUCUCUCAGUUAAACUCUUGGGAGUCUACUGCUCGGUGCGAGACAACUGCUCUCAUGACUACGGCCCCGUUAAUCUGGCAAGUAGUCAAGAGCCAGCAAUGUCAUGGAGAGCAGUAUAAUAACGUGAGAUCAUGCAAAGCGACAAACAUUUGACGACUUUCAUACAAGUCUAUGGCUCGGGCUAUUUUCUUUUUACUUGAAAUGACGACAUCUAGACACUUGCGAUCCAACAAAAACAUUGCGUACAUUCUAUACUGUUGCUUUUUAUAUUUGUAUGCGUCAGGAUACAUUGAUAUGAGUGGAUGACUAAAUAAAAUGAUUUUAAACGCCA
Asterias rubens (European starfish) is the source of this 5533-nucleotide messenger RNA. Its product is annotated as transcription factor SPT20 homolog. Gene Ontology annotation, cellular component: SAGA complex. Gene Ontology annotation, biological process: regulation of transcription by RNA polymerase II. The record is from RefSeq and is a predicted model, not a curated record. The coding region runs from base 144 to 2984 and encodes 946 amino acids. NCBI's taxonomy places the organism in Eukaryota, Metazoa, Echinodermata, Asteroidea, Forcipulatida, Asteriidae. Gene Ontology annotation, molecular function: transcription coregulator activity. The transcript is spliced from 24 exons.